AUGCUCUUCAGAGCGGGCGUAAAACUCACUCGCCGUUGCUUUUUCUCCGCUGCAAAUUAUCAUCAAAACGCGACGACGAGGAGGACUUUACCGACGAAAUGGAUGACGCGACGGAAACACGUCGUCGUUCUCCCCGGGCGGUCGGUGUCGUGUUCGGCAUCAUCCUCCGACGCAGAAAAGGCACGAAACGAUGUGACGAUGAGUAAACCGCAAGAGGUGUGGAAAGCGUCGAUUGAUUUUAAAUCCAUCCGCGAGAACCAAUCGCACGUGGAGACGAAUUGUUUGAACCGAAACGUGACGAACGUUUCCGUCCAAUUCGUGGUUUCGCAGUACGAAGCGUUCGUCGCGUUGGACCAAAAAGCGGAUUUGUUGCGAGCGAGUCGGAACGAAAACGCGAAGAAAAUGAAAGGGAAGAUGGAAAAAGUCAUCAGAGAUGAAUUAAUCGAGGAAGGGAAAAGGAUUAAAGACGAAUUAGCGCUGAUUGAAGUUGAAUUGAAUGACAUUUCCGACGCGUUGCAGCGAGAAGCGCAAAAGAUUCCGAACGAUACGCACCCGGACGUACCGAUUGGAGGCGAAGAGUUCGCGACGGUGAUGGAGGUUGUGGGAACGCAGAGAGAUUUUGGAGCGAUGAAGUGUCGAGAUCACGUGACGAUUGGUGAAACGUUGAACAUGUUUGACUUUGAGACGGCGUCGAGGGUCAGCGGCACUCGAUUCGUUUAUUUAACCGGCGUCGGCGCCAUGCUCGAAUUGGCGUUGAUUAACUGGGCGAUGCAAAAAGCCAUCGCGAAAGGGUUUGAACCGAUGGUUGUUCCCGAUUUAGUCAGAAAGUCAGUCGUCGAAAAGUGCGGGUUUCAACCGAGAGCGGAAAACACGCAGGUGUAUUCCGUGGAAAAUUCCGAUUUGUGUUUAGCCGGCACCGCGGAGUUGUUGUUGGGCGGUAAGUGCAUGGACCAAACGUACGAGGAGAAAGACUUGCCGAAAAAAUUCGUCGCGUUUUCGCACUGUUUUCGAACCGAAGCCGGAGCAGCCGGAGCGGCGACCAGAGGCAUGUAUCGUUUGCACCAGUUUUCCAAGGUUGAAAUGUUCGCCGUGAGCACGCCGGAAGCGUCGAACGCAAUGCACGAAGAGUUGUCAAACAUCGAGAAAGAAAUGUACGCGGAAUUAGGUUUGCACUUUAAAGUAUUAGAUAUGAGCUCGCACGAUUUAGGCGCUCCGGCGUAUAGAAAGUUUGACAUCGAAGCGUGGAUGCCGGCUUUAGAGAGGUACGGGGAAAUCUCGAGCGCGUCGAAUUGCACGGAUUUUCAAGCCAGACGAUUGAACAUUAAAUACAGGCCAAACGCGGUGGACGGUAAGAAACAGCCGUUGCAGUUCGCGCACACGCUAAACGCCACGGCGUGUGCCGUUCCGAGAAUGAUUAUUUGCAUCUUGGAAAACUUUCAAAACGAAGACGGGUCGGUCACCGUGCCGGAAGCGUUGAGACCGUUUCUGGGUGGCAUGGAAGUUUUCCGUAACCCAGCUGCUAUUUGA
This is a messenger RNA of Bathycoccus prasinos, 1527 nucleotides long. Its product is annotated as seryl-tRNA synthetase. Bases 1 to 1527 code for a protein of 508 amino acids. Gene Ontology annotation, cellular component: mitochondrion. The record is from RefSeq and is a predicted model, not a curated record. Gene Ontology annotation, biological process: mitochondrial seryl-tRNA aminoacylation. Gene Ontology annotation, molecular function: tRNA binding; ATP binding; serine-tRNA ligase activity. Lineage: Eukaryota; Viridiplantae; Chlorophyta; Mamiellophyceae; Mamiellales; Bathycoccaceae. The transcript has a single exon.